Porites evermanni is the source of this 342-nucleotide messenger RNA. The record is from the annotation of a GenBank genome assembly. NCBI's taxonomy places the organism in Eukaryota, Metazoa, Cnidaria, Anthozoa, Scleractinia, Poritidae.
AUGUCAUUGGUUACAUCGCUGGAAAAGUUCUCAAGAGUGUUGUCAGUUUUGAAUCAGAAGUUGCCAAGCAUGAAAACAGCACCUGCUGCAAUGUCUUUCCCCAAUUUAAUGUCUCUCUCUCUUUCCAGAGGUGGCCUUUCUCUUGUGGAUUAUUCAAUAUUUAAUUUCUUCUGCUAUGUCGAAGUUUCAAUCCGACCUUUUUUAAACUUAGCCAGAUUUCGUUGCAGCACUCGACGCUCUCACACUGAACUUCUAGACCAGUUGAUACACAAUUCGCCUUUACUAAAUCAAACCUGGGCAUUUACAACAAUACUUUCAUCUCAGGACAACAAUGUGCUCCUU